Pantherophis guttatus is the source of this 1779-nucleotide messenger RNA. Lineage: Eukaryota; Metazoa; Chordata; Lepidosauria; Squamata; Colubridae. The record is from RefSeq and is a predicted model, not a curated record.
UCCUUUGCUAUGAAUUACUUGUUAUGGCUGCAGUAUAUUCCAAAGAUACAAGAGGUGAGAAGUAAACCAAAAAGUAUUGUGUGGAUAAUAACAGCACAGAUGGAGUUCAGUUUAAUCUCUUUUCAAUGUACUUGGGAUAUAAAAAUAAUCGAUGGUGCUCUUUCCUUCAUGAUGCAUUCCACUGCUCUACCAGAGUUCAGAUCAUUUGCUGGGAAACAAAACCCUUUUCGUGCAAAGGGAGAUGGAUUUAUCAGACAGUUCUGGCAAGAAGCCUUUAACUGUGUAUUCCCAAAUGUUGUUAUGAGUGAUGUGCCUGAGAAUAUUUGCAGUGGUACAGAGGAUUUGGAAAGCCUUCCUGGGACUCUUUUUGAAAUGGAUAUGACUGGCCACAGCUACAGCAUCUACAAUGCUGUUCAUGCCAUAGCUCAUGCUUUACAUGCUCUUUUGUCCUCUAGAAAUACUGAGAGAUCAAUGGUGGGUAGAGUAGAAAGAAACAUUUAUCAUCAAGACUUCUGGCAGUUCCAAUAUUUUUUGAGAAGUGUUGCUUUCAACAACACUGCUGGGGAACAGGUCUCCUUUGAUCAGAAUGGGAUUGUAGCAGCUGGAUUUGAUAUUAUCAACAUGAUAGCUUUCCCGAACAAUUCAUUUCUUCAUGUGAAAGUUGGAAAUGUGGACCAUUCAGCUCCUCCGGAUAAAAUAUUAACCAUCAAUGAUGAGAUGAUAACAUGGCACAGCUGGUUUAACCAGGUGAUACCCGUUUCUGUCUGCAGUAAGAGCUGUUAUCCUGGUUUCAGCAAAAAAGUGAAGGAGGGAGAGCCAUUUUGCUGUUAUGACUGCAUCCAAUGUCCAGAAGGGAGGGUUUCCACUGAGAAUGAUAGAAAUGAAUGCUCUAGAUGCAAAGACAAAUUCUAUCCAAACAAGAAACAUGAUUUUUGUAUUCCCAAAAGUAUUAGUUUCUUGUCUUAUGAAGAACCAUUAGGGAUCAGUUUAGCCUGCCUUGCACAUUCUUUUUCUUUGUCCACUGUUCUUGUGUUUGGAGUAUUUAUGAAGCACCACAACACUCCGAUUGUCAUAGCCAACAACCGGGACCUCACCUAUACACUCCUCAUUGCUCUGCUGCUCUGUUUCCUUUCGGCACUGCUCUUCAUUGGCCAACCAGGAAGAUUUACCUGUCUAUUCCGACAAACUGUUUUUGGCAUAGUCUUUUCAGUGGCUGUUUCUUCUGUCUUGGCAAAAACCAUCACAGUGGUUCUGGCUUUUAUGGCCACCAAACCAGGAUCCAGAAUGAGAAAAUGGAUUGGGAAAAAAUUAACUAAUUCCAUUGUUGUUAGCUGCUCCCUGAUCCAAGCCAGCAUUUGUAUAUUCUGGCUGUCAAUUAACCCUCCAUUCCCAGAUGUUGAUAUGACCUCAGUGACUGAAGAAAUUAUCCUGCAAUGUAAUGAAGGCUCUGUGACCAUGUUUUAUUGUGUCCUUGGCUAUCUGGGUUUCCUGGCUCUUAUCAGCUUCAUCACAGCUUUUCUUGCCAGGAAAUUACCUGACAGUUUCAAUGAAGCCAAAUUCAUCACCUUCAGCAUGUUAGUCUUUUGUAGUGUUUGGUUGACCUUUGUCCCGGCAUACCUGAGCUCCAAAGGGAAAUACAUGGUGGCUGUAGAGAUCUUUUCCAUCUUUGCUUCAGGUGCUGGGCUUCUGGGCUGCAUCUUUUUCCCCAAAUGUUAUAUCAUUGUGUUUUGGCCAGACUUGAACAACAAGGAACAACUAAUGAGAAAAAAGAGUGAUUAA